Molecule: messenger RNA, 1550 nt
Organism: Myotis lucifugus (little brown bat)
Lineage: Eukaryota; Metazoa; Chordata; Mammalia; Chiroptera; Vespertilionidae
Gene: ERO1B
Product: endoplasmic reticulum oxidoreductase 1 beta
Exons: 16
Coding region: 27-1343 (438 amino acids)
Biological process (GO): protein folding in endoplasmic reticulum
Cellular component (GO): endoplasmic reticulum; endoplasmic reticulum membrane
Molecular function (GO): protein-disulfide reductase activity; FAD binding; thiol oxidase activity
Source: RefSeq, a predicted model, not a curated record
CAAGCACCCCGGACUCCAAGUCUCAGAUGAUGCUAACGCACGUCAUUGGAGUCCUGGAUGAUUGCUUGUGUGAUAUUGAGAGCAUCGAUAACUUUAACACCUACAAAAUCUUCCCCAAAAUAAAAAAGUUGCAAGAGCGAGACUACUUCCGUUAUUACAAGGUCAACCUGAAGCGGCCGUGCCCGUUCUGGGCGGAAGACGGCCAUUGCUCCAUAAAGGACUGCCACGUGGAGCCGUGUCCAGAGAGUAAAAUUCCCGUCGGAAUUAAAGCUGGGAUUUCGAACAAGUACUUGAAAGUGGCCAACAAUACCAAAGAAUUUGAAGACUGUGAGCAAGCCAGCAAACUGGGGGCAAUUAACAGCACAUUGAGCAAUCAGAGCAAAGAGGCUUUCAUUGACUGGGCGAGAUACGAUGACUCACAGGAUCACUUUUGUGAACUUGACGACGAAAGGUCCCCAGCUGCCCAGUACGUGGACCUGCUGCUGAACCCCGAGCGCUACACGGGCUACAAAGGGCCGUCCGCCUGGAGGGUGUGGAACAGCAUCUAUGAAGAGAACUGCUUCAAGCCUCGAUCUGUUUAUCGUCCUUUAAACCCGCUGGCACCCAGCCGAGGAGAAGAUGAUGGAGAAUCAUUCUACACGUGGCUAGAAGGUUUAUGUCUGGAGAAAAGAGUCUUCUAUAAGCUCAUAUCGGGACUUCAUGCCAGCAUCAAUUUACAUCUGUGCGCGAAUUAUCUUUUGGAAGAAACCUGGGGUAAGCCCAGCUGGGGACCUAACAUCAAAGAAUUCAAACGCCGCUUUGACCCCGUGGAAACCAAGGGAGAAGGCCCGAGGCGGCUGAAGAACCUGUACUUCUUGUACCUCAUUGAGCUGCGGGCCUUGUCCAAGGUGGCCCCGUACUUCGAGCGCUCGGUGGUCGAUCUGUACACUGGCAACGUGGACGACGACGCCGACACCAAGACCCUCCUCCUGAACAUCUUCCAAGACACAAAGUCCUUUCCCAUGCACUUUGACGAGAAAUCCAUGUUCUCCGGUGACAAGAAGGGGGCCAAGUCGCUAAAGGAGGAGUUCCGGCUGCAUUUCAAGAACAUCUCUCGCAUAAUGGACUGCGUUGGAUGUGACAAGUGCAGGCUGUGGGGGAAGCUGCAGACUCAGGGUUUAGGAACUGCCCUGAAGAUACUGUUCUCUGAGAAAGAAAUCCAGAAGCUUCCGGAGAACAGCCCAUCGAAAGGCUUCCAGCUCACUCGGCAGGAAAUAGUUGCUCUUCUCAAUGCUUUUGGGAGGCUUUCUACAAGCAUCAGAGAAUUACAGAAUUUUAAAGUCUUAUUGCAACACAGUAGGUAAUAAAGGCUUUUCUAUGUCUGGUCAGACAUAAAGUGACUGUGAGGACUUUUCCUCUUGGACAUUCAGCAGAAGGAGACGAACCUUCCGGGACUUCAAGAACUGAGCUCUUAAGGAGAAAUGCAAAUGUUCACUUGAAUAUUUAUGAUUCUGAAUAGACUGUCAAUUAGAGGUAUUUAUAAAGGAAGUAUAUACUUUUAAAACAUGUAA